ACCCGAAAAGACUAGCGACCACCUUGGAGGUGGAGAAUGAAGAAUCAUGUGUCACUUAUAACAUGUUGAAGGUCUCUAGGAUUUUGUUUAGAUGGACAAAAGAAAUGGCGUAUGCAGAUUAUUAUGAACGCGCAUUGACUAAUGGCGUCUUGAGUAUUCAAAGAGGAAAAGAACCCGGGAUAAUGAUAUACAUGUUGCCAUUAGGCCCGGGAAUGUCAAAAGCUUUUGGAUUUCAUAAAUGGGGAACACCGUUUGAUACGUUCUGGUGUUGUUACGGGACAGGGAUCGAAUCAUUCUCGAAAUUAGGUGAUUCGAUUUACUUUGAAGAAGCAGGAAAGGAUCCUGGGCUUUAUAUCAUUCAGUACAUAUCAAGCUCGGUUAACUGGAAACUUGGGCAGAUUUUUCUCGAGCACAAAGUAAAGCCGGUUGUGUCGUGGGACCCGCGCCUUCGAGUAACAACUACAGUUUCCUCAAAGAAGGAAGGAUUAUCGUCUAGUUUGAAGUUUAGAAUACCGUUUUGGACUACAUUGGAUGCAAAAGCAACACUUAAUGGUCAGGGUAUUCCUCUAGUAUCGGCGGGUAAAUUCUUAUCGGUCACGAAAAAAUGGGGUGCAUCGGACGUAAUUACUCUUGAACUACCGAUAACACUUAGAAUGGAGGCUAUUCAAGAUGACCGGUCUGAGUUCGCUUCUCUUAAUGCAAUCCUAUACGGCCCCCACCUACUCGUCGGCUUGACCACAGGUGAAUCCAACCUAAAACCGGCCUCGGGUUCUCUUUAUGAAUGGAUCACUCCCAUCCCAUCAGAUUACAACUCCCAGUUAAUUUCUUUUUCUCAAGAAAACAGGAAUUCAACAUUUGCUCUAGCACACACAAACAAGACCAUCACAAUGUUGAACUACCCUAGCCCCGGAACUGUCGAAUCCGUUUUCUCAACAUUUAGAAUCAUCUCAGCAGAUUCCAAAACUCGGGUAUCCUCGUAUAAGGAUGCUAUAGGCAAAACCAUCAUGUUAGAACCAUAUGAUCUACCCGGAAUGUUACUUGUACACCAAGGAAAAGAACAAGCUCUCGGAAUCAGUGGUUACUCCGAAAAGCAGAACGCGCUAUUCCAUUUAUUGGGUGCAAAUAAAGGUGUGGUUAGAUUAGAAUCUGUGAGCCAAAAGGGUUGUUUUGUGCAUAGUUUGGAUGGAACAGUGACACUGAGGUGUGAGUCAGGUGAACCGGAUGCUGUGUUUGUCGCAUCAACGAGUUUUAAGGCGAACGAUGGGAUCAGUAGUUACCAUCCUAUUAGCUUUGUGGCUAAUGGGUUGAACUUGAAGUAUCUUCUGCAGCCAUUGUUCAGUUUGAGAGAUGAACAAUAUACAGUUUACUUUAAAAUUCUUUCAUAAAGAGUGGUCAUUGUUGUAGGAAUGAAAAUUACAAAAAUGGUCCUCUAUUACUGGGCCGGGCCGGGGUUAAUAUCUUGGGUCCUGAGUUAACAAUCUUCGCCAUCUUGUGCGGUAUCCAGUUUUACGCUACGUGAUAAAUUUUGUACACUGUGGUUGUUCUUAUUAUGACCAUCAUUACUGAAUGGUGCUUGAUUACUUA
Molecule: messenger RNA, 1584 nt
Organism: Helianthus annuus (common sunflower)
Lineage: Eukaryota; Viridiplantae; Streptophyta; Magnoliopsida; Asterales; Asteraceae
Exons: 6
Coding region: 63-1385 (440 amino acids)
Source: RefSeq, a predicted model, not a curated record